This is a messenger RNA of Ilyonectria robusta, 792 nucleotides long. RefSeq lists its product as uncharacterized. The record is from RefSeq and is a predicted model, not a curated record. Lineage: Eukaryota; Fungi; Ascomycota; Sordariomycetes; Hypocreales; Nectriaceae. Bases 1 to 792 code for a protein of 263 amino acids. Gene Ontology annotation, biological process: regulation of transcription by RNA polymerase II. Gene Ontology annotation, cellular component: nucleus. The transcript is spliced from 2 exons.
AUGUCUCACCAGAAUGACAACGAGCUCAUGCAUGGCCUCGAGGCCAAUCAGACACUAUUCGUUCCCGGUCUUCCUGAUGAGGACCUAGCUCCCAUUCGACCCAAUCUCCACGAGCUGAUUACGAACCACGCGGCCCAACCCAGCACAACACGCACAAUCAUCACGCAUGCCGCUGUUGUUCGAGACAGCCGCCAAUGCAUUUCUUGUGGAGAAGUCCUACAAACCAAGACAGCUCUAGAUCGUCAUGGAUCAUACCUCCACCAGCCCUUUGCCUGCACCUGCGGCCAAAGGUUUGCCAGAUCUGACAACCUCUCUCGUCACUUGAAGGCCGAAAAUGGAGAACCCGACCAUCAUUGCCCACUAUGCAGCAAGCGUCGGGGGCAAAGCGCCUUCUAUCGCGCGGAUCACCUCCGCCAGCACCUCGUGGAAUACCACAAAUGCGACCCGGACGAAGUUGUUCUGGACGUUGCGCCUUCACGGCGCCGAUCGGGCUUUACCUUCGUCCCGCCUUGCCCGGCCCUUGAUUGCACCCAUUACCGGGGACAUGACUUCUUCCUCCUGCCUGAAGAGGUCCAGGAACAGACGAGGCCGUUUGCCAAGAACGCAGACUACCACAAACACAUGAGAUCCGUCCACAACCUGUCUCACUUUCCAUGCUUGGUCCCUGGUUGCGACAGGAUUGGGGCCAAGGGCUACUUUAGAGAAAAUGACCUCGUCAGAUAUCACCAAUCGAAGCAUGCCGAUACGCCGCUACAGGUUCAGACCCAGAUCUCCCCCGACUUUUACGUCUAG